Messenger RNA from Schistocerca serialis cubense, 945 nucleotides. RefSeq lists its product as uncharacterized. NCBI's taxonomy places the organism in Eukaryota, Metazoa, Arthropoda, Insecta, Orthoptera, Acrididae. Gene Ontology annotation, cellular component: plasma membrane. Bases 1 to 945 code for a protein of 314 amino acids. Gene Ontology annotation, biological process: sensory perception of smell; detection of chemical stimulus involved in sensory perception of smell. The record is from RefSeq and is a predicted model, not a curated record. Gene Ontology annotation, molecular function: olfactory receptor activity; odorant binding. The transcript is spliced from 5 exons.
AUGACAGCAGCUCGUCCAGCGGAGACGACGGUGGGGGCAGCAGAGGCGGCCAGCGACCUGGGCUACCUGCUGGCGCCCCUCCAUUGGACGGCCAUCAUGAGGCACCCGCGCAGCGUCGCCGGCUCAGCUCUCCUCUUCCGGCUGUGUACCCUCGUCUUGGCGGCCAUCUCCCUGUCCUUCUUCUGCUCCGAGAUCGCCGUGGUUUGCCGCCAGGGCACCGCCGACCUGGACGUCUUCACGCUGACGCUCAGCGUCUCGGACACCACCGGCACCUGGCUCGUCCGCCUGGUGCACAUCGCAAUCCGUGAGCACGACUUCCACCGGCUCGCUCUUCAGGUGGGCCAGGACUUCGCAGAGUUCCUGAGUGCGGACGACGUGCCGGUGCUGCUGGACCAGGGCCGCGCCGCUCGCCGCUUCACGCUGACCUACAUCUGGUUCGGCAUAGCCGCCUCCGCCUACUGGCUGGUCUCCCCCGUCAGCCCGGAGGGCCUGCCCUUCAUCCUCGCUCUGCCCUACGACGCGACGACUCCCCUGGGCUACGCCGUCUCGUGGCUCUACUGCACGAUAGUCACCGUGCACGUCGUCGUGAUGACCAUGGUGUUCGACGCCUUCAACAGUGCAGACGGUCUACAACAGAUUGGAAAAUUUGGCUGCUACUUGUUUGCCAUGCUUGCGGAGCUCUUCAUCUACUGCUGGUUCGGGGACGACCUAAUUACAGAAAGCGAGAACCUGGCCGUGGCAGCAUACGACGCGGUGACGUCACUGCAGGGAUGCCCCGUGUCCAUCAAGAAGUCGCUGCUGCUGCUGAUGCACCGCGCGCAGAGACCUCUGCGGAUCACUGCUGGAGGGUUCUUCCCCCUCUCCAGGGAGUCAUUCGUGGCGGUCGUCAAUGUGUCUUAUUCAUUCUUCGCGAUUCUUCGAAAUUUCAAGGAUGAAAAAGUGUAA